Messenger RNA from Passer domesticus (house sparrow), 829 nucleotides. It is a transcript of the gene VTCN1, whose product is annotated as V-set domain containing T cell activation inhibitor 1. Gene Ontology annotation, molecular function: signaling receptor binding. NCBI's taxonomy places the organism in Eukaryota, Metazoa, Chordata, Aves, Passeriformes, Passeridae. The transcript has 4 exons. The coding region runs from base 4 to 816 and encodes 270 amino acids. The record is from RefSeq and is a predicted model, not a curated record. Gene Ontology annotation, cellular component: external side of plasma membrane. Gene Ontology annotation, biological process: T cell receptor signaling pathway; regulation of cytokine production.
AGCAUGACUACAGUCAUUGUCAUCCUGGCUGCAGUGAUCGCCCUGAUCAUUGGUUUUGGUGUCUCAGGAGAACACUCCAUCAGUGUGACGGCGCUGACGUCUCCAGGGAACAUCGGCCAGCGCAGCAUCCUGGGCUGCACUUUCGAGCCCGACAUCCGGAUGGACAGCAUAGCAAUCCAGUGGGCCAAGGAGGGCGUAGCUGGGCUGGUUCAUGAGUUCAGGGGUGGGAAGGACCACCUGCAGGAGCAGGAUCCAUCAUUUCAGGGCCGCACGGCCGUGUUUGCGGAGCAGGUGAUCGGCGGGAAUGCUUCCCUAGAGCUGAGGGAUGUGCAGCUCUCCGAUGCUGGCACCUACCAGUGCUCUGUCACCACAGCCAGAGGGAGCGGAGCAGCGGAGCUGCGGUACAGGACAGGAGCCUUCAGCAUCCCCGUGGUGCAGGUGCAGAACAGCAGCCGUGGGGACACGCUGCAGUGCGAAGCCCCGCGCUGGUUCCCUCGCCCUGCCGUGCGCUGGACGGCCUGCGGUGACACUGGGGAGCACCUGCCCCACGCUGCCAACACCAGCUACCAGCUGAACCCUGAAAACAUCACUGUGAAGGUGGUUUCCCUCCUGCACAACACCACUGCUAAUGCCACCUACACCUGCGUGAUUGAAAACAGCAUUGCCAAGGCUGUGGUCAACGUGAGAGUGACAGAUUUCAGCUUUACAAAGGUGAGCAACUUCCAGCUGGUGAACCUGAAUGCAGAGUCAGUGUCAUCCUCCUUUCCAGCCUGUCACUGGAUGCUUCUGCUUCCCGUGUACCUGCUGUCAGUAUAAAGCCUCUGUAAAG